UCGGUAGUUUUAUUAUCUUGCACCGAUAUUAUAGCAUAGACCCAAAGCUGACCUAAACAUGUGUAGUUGCUUAUAAUGUUAUUAUAUUAACACCAACGAAUCUAUUGUCACCGAUCCCAGUCGUCGGCCCUUCUUCCUCCUCCUCAUCCACCGCUCUGUAGGAAUUAGGGCUUCCAAAUUCUAGGGUUUCACAUAUCCACCUGGCGAUGUCAACCUUCACCGGCGAUGAGACGGCCCCCUUCUUCGGAUUCCUCGGAGCCGCGGCGGCUCUUGUUUUCUCCUGCAUGGGGGCCGCGUACGGGACGGCGAAGAGCGGAGUUGGGGUGGCUUCAAUGGGAGUGAUGCGACCGGAGCUCGUGAUGAAGUCGAUCGUGCCCGUUGUCAUGGCGGGAGUGCUCGGGAUCUAUGGGUUGAUCAUUGCUGUGAUCAUCAGCACCGGGAUAAACCCUAAGGCCAAGCCGUACUAUCUCUUCGACGGCUACGCUCACCUCUCGUCCGGACUGGCUUGUGGUCUCGCUGGGCUUUCUGCCGGGAUGGCGAUCGGGAUCGUCGGAGAUGCUGGCGUUAGUCCAAACUUGGGACGAGUCUGAGGGUUGAAGCAGUUGGCUAAGCUGGUCUUCGUCAAAGAGGAUGGUAAUAGACCAGACCAAAGUUACAUCUUUGACAAUGACAUUGUCAUGGUGCAAGCUUCAUAACAGCUAUCAUUGCAACCAUGCCACUGACGUGACUCCCGUCCGCUUGAACAGGCAGGUUACCUUUCAUUCAAAUCAUGAUUGUGCCAGGUAACAUGAACAAUGAUGGGGACUCCGAUUGUGAGGAGGUAAGAUGUAAUCGAAAGCAUGUGGAAGAAAAAGACUUCACUAAUGCUUCUCAUAGCUGGUGCCACAGGCGGGUUCUCGUGUAAACAUCACUGCAUGGAUUAAUCUUUCACAGUUGAUCAAAAAGUUUGUCUAUGGAAUGAUAUGGUUAUUCACUGGCCAAGAAGGUUAAUCUUUUUUCUCACCAAAAGGUAGACUGUGUUCGUCCUGGAUCUAAAAUAAUAUGCACCAAGCUGUGUCACUAACUAGGCCCCCCUUAAGGAGUAAAUAUUGACCAUUUUCCUAUGCCAGCUCUUAUUAAAAUCUCUCAGUAGCUUUCUCCGAGUAAGUUUUCUGUGUCCACAUGGCAAAUCAUCUCUCAUGUUAGCUUGGUUAGUUAUCUCAAGGUGGAAUAUGUGGCAAGCUUGAAACAGGAAUUAUGCAGUUUCCACUCUCAAAGUACUGCUUUAUGUGUUGUAAACUACUUUCCCACUAGUUGCUGCAUCCAAUUCUUUUUCCAAAUUCUGCCCAGCUGCCUAUAUCUAUGCUUAGAAUGACAUUUAUCUUUGGAGGUGGUGGCUGUUCAUUUGCUUCCCUGUUCCUUUUACAUGAUUCUUCUACUCCUAGAUAACGGCAUGGAGCAUUAGGUUUUGCAGACCUCUUAGAUUAUUCUUACUCUGUUGAAUUUUAUUGUGUAUUAUUUACCACCAUGAUCGUGCUCUUACUAACAGCUUCUUUGUAUUUUUCGGUGCUGUCUACUCCCCUGCAUAAAUUUCUGAAAUAUCAACUUCAAUAUCGAUUUCUGAGGUUCUAGUUUUUUUUUUACAAUAUCCAGCUCUUGUAAUAUCAUUUUCUUCAACAUUGACUGUCAGUGAAAUGGUAAUCUGCAACAUGAGUCAUGGAGCUAGUACAGUUUGAAGUUUUACAAGCCUUUGCUUAUAUUUAUCUGCAUCUGUUCCUCCUUAUGUUCUUCCAUUUAUUUUGCUUGUCUGUAGCUGGCCAUGGGGGCUUGUGAAGCACUGGUACAAGCUUAGUGAUCCAAAACAAUUUGUACGACAAGGAAUAUGGCACUGUGGGAAUUGAGGUCAGGAAACCUCAGUUGGGAAGAGGGAACCAGUGAUAAUGAUGACACCGUAUCAACUCUUCAUGGUAAAAGCUCAAUCAAAUUUUGGAAGACCUGCAGCAUGAGUUGUGAUCAUGACAACAGGAAAAGAAGAGGAGAAGUAGCUAAAUAUUUGCAGCCAACCAGAAGACCUUCCGAAUGCAAACAAAUGGCAGCACGACGGAUCCUCUCCUUUUUUUUCUUUUUUUUCUCUCUCAACUAUCCACUGAUGAUGACUCUUAGAAGAGAUAUAUAUGGCUACUAAUGCAUAUUUCUCAAGAGAGAGAGAGAGAGAGAGAGAGAGUUGUAAGGGCUGGUGGCCUGCAUUAUUGAGCUCAAUGAUUGACUGGAUGAUCCUACAGCAGUCCAUGGAAGAACAAGAAGGUAUACAGAUGCUAAGCUCGCCAUGAUCCGCUGUGUCCAUGCUCAGCAUGCACGUCGUGCGUGUCUCCAUCGGACUGGCUCGACAUGAAAAGGACGAGAAAGAUCCAAGUUCUACUGCUGUCGUCGCAUCGUCGUGUUCUGCAGCAUUUCUUCCAUUGUUCGAGGCAUGAUAUUAUUGAUCUAGCCAGCUUCCAGCAGGAAUGAUUGCAGUGGCACUGGUGCUUUUGGAAGCGAUCUCCAUACUCCAUGCGUGCAUGUUCCCUUUGUAUGUUUUCUCCAAGUCUUAUUGGUAUACAUGUAACAAACGAUGGACCAAUGUGACAGAAGACUAUAUUAACAGCUCACUCCAACCAUGUUUUAUGUCA
This is a messenger RNA of Musa acuminata AAA Group (dessert banana), 2648 nucleotides long. Its product is annotated as V-type proton ATPase subunit c1. NCBI's taxonomy places the organism in Eukaryota, Viridiplantae, Streptophyta, Magnoliopsida, Zingiberales, Musaceae. Gene Ontology annotation, biological process: proton transmembrane transport. Gene Ontology annotation, molecular function: proton-transporting ATPase activity, rotational mechanism. The record is from RefSeq and is a predicted model, not a curated record. Gene Ontology annotation, cellular component: membrane; proton-transporting V-type ATPase, V0 domain. The transcript has 4 exons. The coding region runs from base 207 to 590 and encodes 127 amino acids.